Molecule: messenger RNA, 1743 nt
Organism: Tachysurus fulvidraco (yellow catfish)
Lineage: Eukaryota; Metazoa; Chordata; Actinopteri; Siluriformes; Bagridae
Gene: tlcd5a
Product: TLC domain containing 5a
Exons: 4
Coding region: 296-1027 (243 amino acids)
Cellular component (GO): membrane
Source: RefSeq, a predicted model, not a curated record
AUGGAGACGAGGGAGCAGAAGGCGGUGACAGAUUAUGAUGCAGACACAGGCGGAUACGGCCAUUAUUGGGAAGCCACCGAGCUACAAUGUAAUUCAGUAACUUUUGGUCUAAAUGCUGAAAUCAACCAGAUCCUAAGUGUUUCUCAAUCCUUGCUGGGCAUUGCUACUGUGUUCCUACACACAUGCACACAUGGGAGUGGUCUGAGGUCAGAGAAGGACUUCAAGUAUUGAUGUGAUUAUAUAAAGCUUUGAUUGUUUAGAAGUCUCACCAGAGUCUCUGGCCCACAGCUCAAAGAUGUCGCCACUGGUUCUUGGAGUAGGUGUUUGCUUGGCUGGGUGGAUUGCUCUGUAUGCACUGCUGUGUUACACAAACGGCUCUUGUGGCUAUGAAUGGAACUGUCGGCUGGUCACACUGUUUCACGGCAUCCUUGCAGUGUGUAUAACUGCCUAUAUAGGCUACGUAGAUGGACCAUGGCCUUUCACCUACCCAGGCACAAAGAACACCCCUCUCCAAAUCACAGCAAUGGUGGUCAGUCUUGGCUACUUCAUCUUCGACAUGGCCUGGUGUGUAUACUUCCAGACUGAGGGUCUGGUAAUGCUUGCGCAUCACACCAUGAGCAUCCUGGGUAUUCUGCUGACCCUGUGGCUGGGUGAAUCAGGCAUCGAGUCCUGCGCUGUGAUCUUUGGCAGUGAGAUCACUAACCCGCUGCUGCAGACCCGGUGGUUCUUGAAGCACUCUGGCCGCUACAACACUUUCCUGGGUGACUUGGUGGACGUACUGUUUGUGUUCUUGUUCGUCAUUAUGCGAGUAUUCGUGGGCGGUGCCAUGCUGUACUGCGAGCUGAUCUCACCCAGGCCAAAGUUCAUUAUCAAGUGUGGUGGCGUGGCCAUGUACAUCUUGUCGUGGGUGUUCGUAGCUGACAUUUUCCGUUUUGCAUACCGUAAAAGCAGCGUGAAAUUCCAGCACUGGAAGAGUCCAGUGCAAGUAAAUACCGAUGCCAACAGCCACGCAAUUAAGAGAGACUAGUAGGGAAGUCUCUUCAACCUGGACAUCAUUUUUAUCAGAAUAUACACCUCUACAGGUAUUAAUCAGAUAUCAACUUUGACUAACUUUGUUAACUAUGUUUUUUAUGAACAUGAAUGUAGAGGUAUAUGACAGAGACGGCUUUUAUAAUUGAUUUACACUUGAAAUAGUAGUUUUGCUUAAUUGUUUAAGGAAAUAAUUAUUUUUCGAUUUUUUUAACCUCAAAUUUUUAACUUUUGUAAUAAAACACUAACUUGGCCAAGUCUUUUUUAGUCAGAAUUUCAAAAGCCCUUCAAGCUUGAUCCUGUAGAGAGUCUCCUAAGUCUCUUGCUCAGAACACUGAAGCAUGGAAAAUGUUUUUUUUUUUUAAUGGUUAUUACAUAGAAAUCCUUCAAAUGAAUUCUUAAACUAACAUGAUCCACGGAAUUGGAUGUUAAACUUAGAAGUCAUUUUUCUGUUAUGUCUUUUUUUUUUAACUCUAUAACACACUGUAUUAAUAAGCAACACACUGUGAAGCAUUCAAAAGUUUGCUUGCGUGAAAUUAAUUUUGUAAUAUCGUAAUGUUGAAAAGCCACAUUCGAGUUUUGACACUUUUUUAACUUGUGCAAUAUUCUGUGUGCAUUUAUUGUGGUGUUUACAUUGUUUUUGUAAACCUAAGGAUUUCAAAUAAUUUUGACAGUGAUAAUAAAUGCCAUUUCACUUCUUUUUGCACUAAAAAA